Lolium perenne is the source of this 1952-nucleotide messenger RNA. RefSeq lists its product as uncharacterized. NCBI's taxonomy places the organism in Eukaryota, Viridiplantae, Streptophyta, Magnoliopsida, Poales, Poaceae. The record is from RefSeq and is a predicted model, not a curated record. Gene Ontology annotation, molecular function: DNA binding; DNA-binding transcription factor activity. Gene Ontology annotation, biological process: regulation of DNA-templated transcription.
CUACUGUCGACUGUGGCCCAGCCAAUCAAAGUUGGGGAUAAGGUAAUACUAGAGCGCCCCAAAUCCACCGAGCAUCGAGGGUUUUCGCAGCCGCCGUCGACCGACCAGGGGAGUAUGAUGGUGGAGAGCGUCCGGCGAGAAAGCUCGAGCUCGGGCGCGAUGGGGGUGGAGCACGACGAGGUGACCGUCGUUCCGGCCGGGAGGAAGAGGAGGGCGGCCCGGUCGGACACCUGGACGGGGUUCCGCGGCGUGCAACGGCGGCGGUCCGGCUGGUGCUCGGCCUACAUCACGUCGGGGCAGGGGAAUCAGGAGUGGCUCGGCACCUUCGACACGGCCGAGGAGGCCGCCAGAGCGUACGACGUCGCCGCCGUCAAGCUGCGCGGCGCCAAGGCCGUGACUAACUUCGCGCAAGGUGCGGCUGCGGAGGCCGAGGGAAGCACGACGAAGUUACGAGGCGUGUAUCGGCGUCAGUGCGGGGAAGCAGAGGUCUGCUCCCAAGGCCUGAAGCAGUCGCCGGCGGCAGCCAAGGUAAAAUCUGAGGCUCAGUUUUCUCUGAACCAAAAUGAAGUUCAGGCCAGAGAAAGGAAGUCAGCUCUUUCACAAAAAAAAAAAAGGAAGUCAGCUAAUCCGGACAUGGAGCUCCACGGGCAAGGUGUGCGCCGGCGUCAGCGCGGCACCUACGCGGCUCAGAUGAAGGUCCCGCAGCAGCGGAUCCCACUGCAGCUCACUUGCUCUGGUACAGCCGAGGAGGCCGUGACAGCUUCAGAUAUGGAGUCCGUCAAGCUGCCUGGCGUGGCGAACCAAACCACUACCGCUGCUAGUGCCGGCGAUGCCCAGCCGCCCCAUGUGCCGCCCGAUAACGCAUCUGCCCCUUCCUGUGAUCCAUCGCUGCUGGUGCUUCUCGGUGACUUUCCGGAGCAGCAGGCUCUCAUCAAUGGCUUCCUGGAGCAGCCAGCGUUCGACCUUGUCUCGGACAGCAUCAUCCCAGUGAUGCAUUUUGAUGAUCUUGGGAUCAAGUUGCCUCCGGUAGGAUGGCAGCCGGUGGACGAUUUUCUGAACGACAUGGAGUUCACCUAAUGUGUGGCUGAAAUCUUCUUAUCUUCCGGUCGCUCUGUUGGUCCUCUGGGUCAUCAUCCUACAGCUGUCAACUCUUUUUGACCUUUUGGGGUUAGAAGGAACAUGGAUAUAUCACCAUAACCAGGUACACAAAACUUUUUUCAGCUGAGUAAUUUAGCUAUAGUAUCGGCUUUAUUUAUGUAAGGAAAGCCCAAGACGAAAUGUGCUCCAUCUGUGAUCUGUGGUAGUGGAACUAUAUAUGAUUCUCGCCAAAUUAUGAUUGUUAUUAUUAGCAAUUCUAGAAAGGAGAUUUGAUCAUGCCCUUUUCUUGUUUUGUUUGUUACGGAAAGUAAUUUAGAGCAUAACGAAAUGGGUUCUGCUAUGUAUGUACUUUUUUUUUUAUAAAAAAAUUCACCCACUAUGUAUUUAUUACCGAAGAUGCAAUUUUGGAGCUGUACUACCAAUGAACCUACUCCGUUAUCACUAUUUUGGUCAGCUGGGAUAAUGCUAGAUCUAUGGUUUGUACUGGUCAACUGAGCUGUUCAAGAGCUUCAUCGCCAGUGGGGAUGCAAGCAUAGCUAGGAGGGUGCACUGGAUACCUGGUAGAUUAUUUUUCCAUUGUAAACUUGCUAAUUUUCACCAUAUGUGCUACUCUAUGAACAAGUAUUUUGGUAGCUUUGAUAUCCCUGGCACCCUGGUCUGUAGUUCUCUAGCUCUGCCACUGUUCAUCACCAAGUCGAUUUGUACAUGUACACUUCAUUCUGGUGCAUUAUGAGUAGCGAGAUAAUUGGUGUGAAGAGAACAUCUGUAUAUGUAUCAGACGUACUGAGCUGGAGUAAUGACUGGACAAAUCGACCAAGAGAUAAUUUAUUUUUUAUUCCAGUUGGUUUUGAGAA